GACGGGGUACGACGCGGUACGACUCGCGCGGGGACGGCUCCCGAACCUCGGGUCGGGGCGGCGGCGGCGGCGGCGCCUGGGCUCCCCCGCCUCAGCCGCCUGGGCCGCGCCCCCCUCGUCCCCGCCCCGCGGGCGGGCGCAGAAUCCUAGGACCCCUUUCGUCGUUUGAUGGGAGGCAUUAUGGCCCCCAAAGACAUCAUGACAAACACGCAUGCCAAGUCCAUCCUCAAUUCGAUGAACUCGCUCAGGAAGAGCAACACCCUGUGCGACGUGACUCUGCGCGUGGAGCAGAAGGACUUCCCCGCCCACCGCAUCGUGCUGGCGGCCUGCAGCGACUACUUCUGCGCCAUGUUCACCAGCGAGCUCUCGGAGAAGGGGAAGCCGCACGUGGACAUCCAGGGUCUGACCGCCUCCACCAUGGAGAUCCUGCUGGACUUCGUGUACACGGAGACGGUGCACGUGACAGUGGAGAACGUGCAGGAGCUGCUGCCUGCAGCCUGUCUGCUGCAGCUGAAAGGCGUGAAGCAGGCCUGCUGUGAGUUCCUGGAGAGCCAGCUGGACCCGUCCAACUGCCUGGGCAUCAGGGACUUCGCCGAGACCCACAGCUGCGUGGACCUGAUGCAGGCGGCCGAGGUGUUCAGCCAGAAGCAUUUCCCGGAGGUGGUGCAGCACGAGGAGUUCAUCCUCCUCGGUCAGGGGGAGGUGGAGAAGCUGAUCAAGUGCGACGAGAUCCAGGUGGACUCGGAGGAGCCGGUCUUCGAGGCCGUCGUCAGCUGGGUGAAGCACAACAGGAAGGCGCGCGAAGAGGCCCUGCCCGAGCUGCUGCAGUAUGUCCGGAUGCCCCUGCUGACGCCCCGGUACAUCACCGACGUCAUAGACGCCGAGCCUUUCAUCCGCUGCAGCCUCCAGUGCAGGGACCUCGUGGACGAGGCGAAGAAGUUCCAUCUGAGGCCGGAGCUGCGAAGUCAAAUGCAGGGACCCAGGACCAGGGCUCGUCUAGGGGCCAACGAAGUGCUUCUGGUGGUUGGGGGCUUCGGAAGCCAGCAGUCCCCCAUCGACGUGGUGGAAAAAUACGACCCCAAAACGCAGGAGUGGAGCUUCUUGCCGAGCAUCACUCGGAAGAGACGUUAUGUGGCCUCCGUGUCCUUGCAUGACCGGAUCUAUGUCAUUGGUGGCUACGACGGCCGUUCCCGCCUCAGUUCAGUGGAGUGUCUAGACUACACAGCAGAUGAGGAUGGGGUCUGGUACUCCGUCGCCCCGAUGAACGUCCGGCGAGGCCUGGCUGGUGCCACCACCCUGGGAGAUAUGAUCUAUGUCUCUGGAGGCUUUGACGGGAGUAGGCGUCACACCAGUAUGGAGCGCUACGACCCCAACAUUGACCAGUGGAGCAUGCUGGGAGAUAUGCAGACAGCCCGGGAGGGCGCCGGGCUGGUGGUGGCUGGCGGCGUCAUCUACUGUCUAGGAGGCUACGAUGGCUUGAAUAUCUUAAAUUCAGUCGAGAAAUACGACCCCCAUACAGGACACUGGACUAGCGUGACACCGAUGGCCACCAAGCGCUCUGGUGCGGGAGUAGCCCUGCUGAACGACCACAUCUAUGUGGCGGGGGGAUUCGACGGCACAGCCCACCUGUCUUCCGUUGAAGCGUACAACAUCCGCACCGACUCCUGGGCGGCUGUCACCUGCAUGACCACCCCACGGUGCUACGUGGGGGCCACGGUGCUUCGGGGCAGGCUUUAUGCGAUUGCAGGCUACGAUGGGAACUCCCUGCUGAGCAGCAUCGAGUGCUAUGACCCCGUCAUCGACAGCUGGGAGGUAGUGACGUCCAUGGGGACCCAGCGCUGUGACGCUGGCGUGUGUGUGCUCCGAGAAAAGUGACCCUUGCUGGACACCACACACAGCGAGUGACCAGCCCGGGGGCCAGCUGGCGGGAGAAUCAAGAUCAUUUCCGGAACGUCCGCUUCCCGCUGUACUCAGGGCGAUUACAAGGGCCGGUGUCCUGAUGCUGGUCCUUAUUUGACACACGGCCCCUCACACUGGAACUUGUCCCUGAGUCGGGUGGGGAACGGACGCUCAUGGGAAGAGACGCGUCGAGCUGGGUGUGAGAGGCCAGGCCCCUCUCCUGGUCUAGGCAGCACUUCCUGGGGGUUUUCUAGUUUACCAUGUGCUUAGGAGGAUAUACAUGUGCCUCGUGUGUGGCUAAGCAUGCAGGUGAGUGUGACCGCCUAGAUGGGGCAGUAUCGGGCCCAUGUCGGGUUAGAAGGACACCAGCUUGAGGCAGCUUGAUAAAAUCCAAACCUUGUUUUCCAGGAAAAAAGACCUUUCCUAGUCUGCAGGCAGCCAGGGGCAGCAUAGUUUCCUCUGGAGGGAAGCACAGGGAGGAGCCCUGUCUCAGCCUCGGCACGUGGGUGACUGCGUGACGCUCCUGUGUGGGGCAGGGCUGCGUGUAGGGGCAGGGCUGAGAGGAAGGGGCGUGGAGUGGCACCGUGGGUCUCGAACUCAGUUCCUUCUGGAAGGCUGUUUGAGAAGCCGUUUGUUAGAAAACUGACUCAUACAGGUGACCGGCCAUACAGGUAGCAUGAAAUGGUUUUCAGGCUGAGAACCAGUUUUGCUCAGCAACUGAGAUGUUUUCCUGAACAGCUUGGUCAGGAACCCAACUAUUUGGGGUAGGAGGCGUCCGAGCGCCGGGGUUUGGCCAUGACCUGAAUUUGGUGACGUGUGAGCGUCCCCUGGAAGGCGGAGGAGGGCGGUUUUCAGAAGGGCCUUCUGAUUCCCCACGUCGCUCUGGACUGCGGUGUGGCCUCUCGUGGCACUGGAGCCUGUGCGCGAGAGAACAGCGGGUGCCGGGCGGGCGGAGUCGGAGUCCGUGGGACGGAGGAGGACCUGUGGUCUCGUGGUCGCCGCGCUCCCUGCCAGGGCCCGUGUCUCCCCUGCGGGUUCACCGCCAGUGGGUGGGAGACCUCCCUUGUUGAAGCAGAUGCGGUGCUGCUGUUAACGUGUCCGUCCUAUUUAUUUGGGGGAGGGGGAGGGGUGCAGCCGCUGGAAGUUCAGCGACCUGGUAUUGCCCUGUCCUUUUUAGGGUGCACUUCUGCUAAGGGUGGUUUUUACUGCUGUUUGGUACAUUUCAUCCUUUUCCUACUAUAGGGGUCCCUUACCUGGGUCCUUAGAGUGAAUUUCGUCCGUCCCAGGACAGAGUAUCAAAGGGCAACCCAGCCAGUCCCGUGCCUGCUCGCGGCACUUCUGAGCCGCCACUCACGGCUCCCCCGUGUCACGGAGGGAGACGCGUCCUGUGCGGGUGCUGGGGGUUGGGGACGUGAGAAGCGAAACAACAAGGCACUUUCCCUUUACUUUGAAAUUCCAUUUUUUUCCUCCCU
Messenger RNA from Pteronotus mesoamericanus, 3371 nucleotides. It is a transcript of the gene KLHL12, whose product is annotated as kelch like family member 12. The coding region runs from base 169 to 1875 and encodes 568 amino acids. Gene Ontology annotation, molecular function: protein binding. The transcript is spliced from 12 exons. Lineage: Eukaryota; Metazoa; Chordata; Mammalia; Chiroptera; Mormoopidae. Gene Ontology annotation, cellular component: COPII-coated ER to Golgi transport vesicle. The record is from RefSeq and is a predicted model, not a curated record. Gene Ontology annotation, biological process: COPII vesicle coat assembly; protein monoubiquitination.